AUGAUAAAAUUCUUAAUAAUUUGUAUUUGUUUGAAUGUUUAUUCACAAGUAACUAUUGCGACAGGUCAAUUUAUAGAAGAAUUUAUUGAUAGCAUAGAUACAAAUAUUACUAGAGUUAGGACACCUCAAGAACGUGACCGGCGAUGGAAAGAAUUUGUUGUACUUGAUUUCAUAGGACUAGUUCAACAAUUCCCUGGAUACACUGCUGAAGAGUAUGAUGUUACGACGAAAGAUGGCUAUAUAUUGAAAUUACAUCGAAUAAGCGGUAGUCCUUCUAGUCCUGCAAAACUUGGAAAACCAGUAGUAUUUAUGGCUCACUCUCUUUUUGGCUCUUCAGAUUUAUACGUUGUCAUGGGAUCAAAACAUGCACUAGCUUUUCAAUUAGCGGAUGCUGGUUAUGAUGUCUGGAUCGGUAAUUUCAGAGGUAAUACCUACUCUAAAAGACAUAAAUAUUAUUCAACGAAAUCUGAUAGCUUUGAGUUUUGGAAUUUCAGUAUGGAUGAGAUGGCUUUAAUAGAUUUGCCUCUGUUCAUAGACACUGUUUUGCAAAAAACAAAUAAGAAAAAGCUAUCGUACAUAGGAUAUUCAAUGGGAACGACGAUUGUUUUCAUUCUUCUAUCAACGAAGCCAAAAUAUAAUUAUAAAAUGAAUUUAGUUGUGAACAUCGCUCCAGUGGCCAUAUUUACACCUCCCUUCAGUGGUGUUCUUAAUGGACUUUUGUUGUUACAACCAGUUAUAAAGUCAAUCUUUAUCAGUUCAAAGAAUUAUCAAAUGCUCCCGCAGUCGUUUAUCCAAGUUUUCGGAAAAGACGUUUGUACUGAUGAAUUAGGAAAAACAUUAUGUGAUCGUUUCUUGAAUACAUUGGUUGAUACAAACUAUUUAGACACGAAAGCGAUUCCAACAAUUCUUGCUCAUAUGCCAGCUGGCACGUCAGUCAAUACAGUAGAACAUUAUUUUCAACUAAUGCGUUCUGGUAAAUUCAGAUAUUUUGACUUUGGUACGAAUAUCAAUAAAAUUAAAUAUGGUAGACCAGUCCCACCAGAAUACAAUUUAACUAAAGUAAUUGCACCUCAAGCAUUGUUUUACUCUGGGGAUGACGUCUAUGCUAACAUCAAGGAUACAGACACAUUAAGAGGUAAAUUAAAAAAUGUAGUCGCUUUUAAAAAAACACUUGGUCAUUAUAACCACUUAGAUUAUUUAUGGCAUCGAUAUGCUCGAAGAGAUGUCUAUAAUCAGAUACUAGAACUACUUACUCAGCGUUUGAAAAAAUAA
Phymastichus coffea is the source of this 1272-nucleotide messenger RNA. Its product is annotated as gastric triacylglycerol lipase-like. The record is from RefSeq and is a predicted model, not a curated record. Gene Ontology annotation, biological process: lipid metabolic process. Gene Ontology annotation, molecular function: hydrolase activity, acting on ester bonds. NCBI's taxonomy places the organism in Eukaryota, Metazoa, Arthropoda, Insecta, Hymenoptera, Eulophidae.